Molecule: messenger RNA, 615 nt
Organism: Pieris macdunnoughi
Lineage: Eukaryota; Metazoa; Arthropoda; Insecta; Lepidoptera; Pieridae
Source: the annotation of a GenBank genome assembly
AUGGACCGGCUGCAACUUGAGUUCACGAUGAUAGCCUCAAUCGAUGGCAAAUCUAAUAUAUUGGCCAUAACUUCAAUAUUGACAGAAGAAGGAAAAUGUUAUGUUUUACCUGAUGAACUGAAGCCGGUGAUUCAUCAUACAUAUAUAGUUAAAUUGAACACUUUUUCAAAAAUAAAAAAUAGUAUAAAGAAAAGGCACCAAAGCAGAAAGAUAUGGGUAAAAUUAGAUGAAGAUCUAAAGAAAACAUAUAUAGAUGAGGAAGGUAAUAUGCAAUUUUUAGAUCAAAAUUUAGAGGAAAUGAGCACAAAACAACCAAGAGGCAAUGAUGAUAAUUUGCAACAUAUCCUGGAAAAAUUAAUAGAAUCUACAACAAAAAAAGAAAAUCAACAUAAUUUAAAACAUGUUUCAGAGAAAUUUAUUAUCGAAAAAUUCACAAGUAAGAAUCCUAAUGCAGUGCAAUGGAUAGAGAAUUUUGAAAAAGAGUGUGAGCGUUUUAAUAUAACAAAAGAUGAAACAAAAAUAGAUAUAUUGAGAUUAUUUUUAGAAAACUCCAGUUUGGAUUGGUAUAGCUCGAUGGUAAUUAAACUAUCAGUAAAUUCUGAAUGGAAUGAAUGA